Saccostrea echinata is the source of this 618-nucleotide messenger RNA. Its product is annotated as echinoidin-like. The transcript is spliced from 4 exons. The coding region runs from base 1 to 618 and encodes 205 amino acids. Lineage: Eukaryota; Metazoa; Mollusca; Bivalvia; Ostreida; Ostreidae. Gene Ontology annotation, molecular function: signaling receptor activity. The record is from RefSeq and is a predicted model, not a curated record.
AUGGAUGGUUCAGAAGACUCAAUUAGAUCAGCUUUGUCUCUAGUCAAUCAGUAUUCCAAAUUCUCUGGACUGAAGCCAAAUUAUGAUAAAACUCAAUGUAUUAGGAUUGGAUCUACUGUUCAUACUGAUGAUAACUUGUGUGAUAAAUAUCAAAACUUGAUGUGGUCACAGGAACCAUUUACAGUGUUAGUGCGAGGCGACUGCCGAGAUGGAUGGACAAAGUUUCAAGGAAGCUGUUAUUUAUUCGCUAGUGAAGCAGCGACUUGGGCGGAAGCCGUGUCAUAUUGCCUCAGUAUGAACUCGAAUCUUGUUGAAAUUGGGAGCGCCACCGAGAAUGCAUUUUUAGAAGGAGAACUUAAGAUCAUACAUGGUCAUGAUUCCCAUUCUAAGAAUCAAAAUGAAGUGUCUUACUGGUUGGGAGGAAAUGAUAUGGAAAUUGAGGGAUCCUUCACGUGGGCCAAAAGUGGUAACCCUGUGACCUUUACGGACUGGAAUCCAGGGCAACCAGACGACUAUAGCAACGGCGAGGACUGUAUAGAGCUUCAAGGGGCCAUGGACUACCACUGGAAUGACCUUCCCUGCACCAACAGACAUAGAUUUAUCUGCGAAUCUUCGUAA